CACGCAUGGUUGAUCACUCGGCGGCCUGGAGAUCUGGGAGUGAAACAUCUACUCCGUGUGUAGCAGCCGAGUGGAUUUACGUUUGUGUUCGCUGUGUUCCCAUAACUGGAACUGGAACUGGAACUGAAACUUAGUUAGGCCCUAAUGCGUGUGUUUGCUGUUCGCGGUCGAGAUGAAUGCCUGCCGACCGUUCUUUCAUUUUAAUGCUACGAAGUAAAGAAACGACAAGAUAUAAUGCUGGAAGUCAGCUAGCCAAGCUAACGGCUAGGCUUGUUGGCAGCAACUGAUUUUAUAGCUUUUAUCUGAGUGUUUGACUCCGAUUUUAUUUUACGAGGGUUUACGGAGAUCGUACAAGUGAGAAGGUUUUUUACAGACUUAUAACCUACCUGACAUCUAAAAUGGAAACAUUUGAAAGUGAGCGAGACCCCCUCCCCAGGAACAUGAUUGAAAACAGCAUGUUUGAGGAGGAGCCAGAUGUGAUGGAUCUGGCAAAGGAGUCGCCCUCCUGUCCCAUCGACUCAGACGACGUGGUGUACGAGCCACGCAGUUCCAGACUGUUGGUGCGAGGACUCGGUGAGAAUGACCAGGAUGAUGAAGAGGAAGACUAUGAGUCCUCUGCCCGCCUCCUGGGCAUGUCCUUUAUGAACCGCAGCUCCAACCAGCGUGGUGCUACCUCAUCCUUCGUCCGCCAGCAGCCCUCUGGCUUAUGCUCCAUGCCUUCCGCGAAGACCACUGUGCUGGGGGUCUUGGUACUGGUCGUGGUCGCCUCAGUCGUAAUGGUCAUCUACUUCCUCCCCAGCUGCACAUUCUCCAAAGAAGGCUGUCAAAAGAGUAACUCCAGCACUAUCUAUCCCGUCACGAGUGAAGGAGAGCUCUUCCCAUGGUCGGAGCUGAGGCUCCCCACCAGUGUGCGUCCUGUUCAGUAUGAAAUCUCGCUGCAUCUGAACCUGACCACCCUGACCUUCCAAGGGAGUGUGACUAUCAGGGUGGUGGUCUUGAAUGAAACCAAGGUGAUCGUUUUGCAUAGCUCUGGCAUGAAGAUACUGAAGUGUACUUUCCAGGACAAAGAGGUGAAGGUCUUGGAGUACAAGCCCUGGCAACAGAUCGCCAUCAACAUCUCGGAAAACCUCAAAAAGGGACAAACAUAUGUGUUGAAUAUUAACUACAUGGCAAAUCUUUCCAGCAGCUAUGAUGGCUUCUAUAACAGCUCUUAUAUUGACACAACCUGGGAAAAGAGAGUUUUGGCUGCUACUCAGUUUGAGCCUCUGGCAGCCCGCAAGGCUUUCCCAUGUUUUGAUGAACCUGCCUUUAAAGCCACUUUUCUCAUUAAGAUAAAGAGAGAGCGUGAAUACAUCAGCCUUUCGAACAUGCCCAAGGCCAAAACAACGGAGUUACCUGAUGGGCUUUUUGAGGAUGAAUUUGAGAGCAGCGUGAAUAUGAGCACUUAUCUUGUUGCCUUUAUUGUUGCGAACUUCAGCAGUGUCAGCAUGAAUGCCUCCAACACUGUGGUCUCUGUAUAUGCAGUUCCAGAUAAGAAGGACCAGGUUCAUUAUGCAUUGCAAACAGCUCCCCAGUUACUACAGUUCUACAACAGUUUCUUUGACAUCAACUAUCCACUGCGCAAAUUGGACUUAGUAGGCAUUCCGGAUUUUCUGGCUGGAGCUAUGGAGAACUGGGGACUCAUUACAUUCCGGGAGACUACUCUGCUUGUGGGCAAUCAUUCUUCGGAUAUAGAUAAACAACUAGUGACCUCUGUCAUUGCACAUGAACUAGCACACCAGUGGUUCGGAAACCUAGUCACCAUGCGUUGGUGGAAUGAUCUUUGGCUAAAUGAAGGAUUUGCAACUUACAUGCAGUACAUGUCUAUUCAGAAAGUCUUUCCUCAUCUUGAAAUUGACAAUGAAUUCCUAAGAGUACGCUUCAGAGCCCUGGAGAAAGACGCUCUGAAUUCAUCGCACCCCGUGUCUUCUGUAGUGAACACUCCGGAGCAGGUGGAGGAGAUGUUCGAUGCGGUGUCCUACGAGAAGGGGGCGUCCAUUUUGCUCAUGCUCAAUGCAACAUUUACUGAGCAGGUGUUCAGGGAGGGCAUAAAGGAGUAUUUGAAAAAGUACAGAGGAGGCAACACGGACAGUAAUGACCUUUGGAGCAGUCUUUCUCAGGUGAUAAAACAGUCUGUUGAUGUAGGCCAAAUGAUGAACACUUGGACUAAGCAGAAAGGUUUUCCACUGGUCACAGUGAGCAGAGCAGGCACCCAAGUGAAACUGAUGCAAGAACAUUUCCUUUUAAAUGCCAACAAUGUUACAGCUAGCAGUAACCUGUGGCACAUCCCUCUGACUUACGUCAAUGACACUUGUAGCAACUCCAUCUCCUGUAGGCAGGUGUUUCAUUUCAAGGACAAAACAGCCAAAUUUGAGGUUCCCACCAGCGUGAAGUGGCUGAAAUUUAAUUACAGGAAUGAAGGCUUCUAUGUAGUGGACUAUGGAGACAAAGGCUGGGAGGCACUGAUGGACGCCUUAAAGGAAAAUGUGAAUGUUCUUUCCCGUGAGGAUCGUGCGUCUCUCAUCAACAACCUCUUUGCCCUGUCACGGUUGGGCAAGGUAUCCAUCAUACAGGUGUUAAAUCUGUUAACAUACUUAAAAAAUGAGACAGAAACAGCCCCACUAACUGAAGCCCUAAGACAGCUCAACCACAUCUAUAGGCUGCUUGGCAAAAGAUCUGAUUUGUUCUUGGUUUCUAGGAUGAGGACACACAUAUUUGAUCAUUUUGGGGAUCUGAUGGACAGCCAGUCAUGGGGAAAGGAGAUGUCGGUAUCUAAGCAGGAACUGAGGUCCGCCCUGCUUGAGACAGCCUGCACCCUGAACAGGCUCAACUGCACACAGCAGGCAAAGGCUCUCUUCAACCAGUGGAUGGCCUCAAAUAGAACUAUGAGAAUUCCAGGUGAACUCUUGAAGGUGGUUCUGUCUGUGGCAGCCCAGACUGAACAAGAUUGGAACACAUUAUUUAAUACGUAUAAGUUCUCCAUCCUUGACUCUGAGAAACGCAAAACACUGCAGGCCUUGGCCAGCACUCAGAAUAUACGAACAAUCAUGUGGAUCCUACAAGCAGGCCUUGAUGGAAACGAUAUUCAAACUCCUGAACUUCCACUUGUGAUUAGCACAGUGUGUAGACAUUUUGCGGGCCAUCUCUAUGCAUGGGAUUUUGUGAAGGAAAACUGGGAUAAACUUACACAAAAGUUCCCCGUUGGUAGUUUUGCCUUGCAAAGCAUCAUUGCGUCCACAACCAGUCAGUUCUCUAGAAAGCUGCAGCUUGAGGAGGUUCAGAGUUUCUUUGGCUCCCUGAAGGAGAGAGGAUCUCAAAUGAGGAGUGUCCAAGAGGCCAUCGAGAACAUUGAGCUGAACAUUCGCUGGAUGGAGAGCAACCUGGCCACACUCAGGAAGUGGCUGUAGCCUCAGGGGGCAUGGCCUUUCUGUGGCAUACAUGCUCCCUGCUCAGGUGAAGUGGCCAAGCACCUGUGACGAUACCGUAACACACAGCCUGAACCACACUGUGCAGAGAUGGGUCCCAGUCAGGAAAAAGAGCUAUGCUUUGUUUUCACUGCUGCUGUUUAUUACGUACUAGUUAUGUGCUAUCUAAAUUUUCCCAUCAAAACAGAAAUUUCCAAAAUAGGUCAUUAUCUCAUGAAGUAACAGGCAGCAGAACAGACUGUGUAGAUGUGAACACUGUUUUUUGUUUUGUUAGUUUGGUCUUAUUUGUGAGCUUUUUGUUACUUGUGUGAAAAUCCAGAUGGCACACAUGCCUGUGUUUUGCCUCUAAGUGGAGAACAGCGCCUUCUUUGGUGCAGCUUCAUGUCUGCCUGUGUCUGCACACGUGUGAUUCUGGCCUACGAACCUGUUUGCACUAUUAGGAAUUUUCAGCUUGCUCAGGGCUUCUCUGGUUGGUUUGUGAAUGAUGACCAUUUUGCUUCCUACUGUUGUCCAUGUCUACUGACACUCAGCAGUUUCUUUUAAUAUGCCUUUUGCAUGUGUUGCCAAAAAAAAGGUAAGGAAAGGGGAUUGUGAAUUCUGGAGUCCUGUAAUGGUGAAAUAAUGGUAGUAGAACUUCUUGUUGUAUCAGGUUAUGUACCAGUGGGGCUAGGAUAAUGCAUCUGUCUGGAUAUGUGCAGACAAUCAAAUUUAAGGCAAUUUGCAAAGCCUCUCAUACACAAGUUGGUGUGUUCUCCUUAUGUACAGUGUGAGAAGUGCGUAAUCACCUGGAAUGUGCAACGCUUAUAGCCAGUACCAUCUAUAUAUUCUUGCCUUAGCAGUUUUCCUCUUCCUUUACUUUGCGUUUAUUUGAAUGUUGUUGUCUGGGUUUGUAUAUAUUUUGUUUUAUAAUUAGGUGUGGGCUUGCACUUUUAUUUACUAUAACAGAGUUUAACUUAAGCUUAGAAUUUAAGUGUUGGUUUUACCUUUUAUUUUGAUAAGCACAUUGCAAAGCCAAAAGUAUCUUAUCAUAAUUUAAAAAUGGAUCAGGGAAAAUAUUGAAGACUAGGCUAUAAACAGUGGACUCUGGAGUUAUUAGCACCCUUUGGUAAAUAUAAGGAAAAAGUCCUUCUUUGACAUAUUGUCAUUUUUUUUUUAUUGUAAACAAGUAACUAACAGUUUAAACAUAUGUGCUAAAAUUGUUAGCCCUCAUUAUACCCAAAUAACAUUAAAAACCAGUUAAAGAUCAUGAUGAAAAAUGAAUAAUAAUUUAGAUUACACUUCCUUUCCAAAAGGUAGUUUACCAGAUGAAGGCCCCUGUUCUUCAAAAAUAAACUAAAGUGCCUGGACGCUUUUGAUAUAUUGACUGGGAAUGAACGCUGUGGUUAACUGAGCGUAUUUUGGCCACAGUCAUUAAUGGUAUGUUUGAGGCAGGUAAGAGAUACAUGUGCCCAAAUGGGCAUUGUACUCAUACCUUCUACUCAUUGUAGUGGAGCAGGCUUUUUUUAUGCUUUUUUUAUGCUUUUCUGUGGAGAGAUGCAUUCUCAGUCAUGCCAGGAUGUCAGGUCAUAACCUGUUUGCCUCUGCUAAGAAGUUCCAUCUCGGCUAAAGAUGGUCCAUGACCCAGAUUAAUCUUCAAAAUUGAUAGAUGUUUUACAAAAAAGCAAACCUGUGCUUUUCCUUGAGCAUGUCAGUCACUUGACUAGAACCCUAUUGAUAAUACAAUCCCAUAAGCACAUAUACACAAACCUUAAGGAUCUGGUAAGAUCUUGCAUGGAGUUGGAAGUCCAAAUGUUUGCAUAAUGGUCACCUAACCUGUUAAAUAUUACAGGAAAAUAGUUGCUUUCUUCAUAUUUGUCAAGGGGUGCUAGUUAUAUUGAUCUUAAUUUACACUCCAUGCUUCAUGACAACUGAAUUUAAUUGUAAUAAUGUAAUAUGACAGUUACUGUUGAUGAGAUUGUACAGGUUACAGGGUUUGGUAUAUUUACACCUGUGCAGCAUCAUGGAGGUAAGUCUAGAACUGUGUGAUUUUUUUUUUUUUUUUUUUUUCUAGCCACAGGGUAUUGUAUUUGGCCCUCUGCCGAAGAUAUAGUCCCUUGGGGGAGGGAGUGAAAAACAUAUUCACACCUGAGACUGUGCUUAAUCUAAACUAUUGCCAUACUAUAGGCAGUUAUGGUUCCUACUGAAUGUAUUAACAGUUCUGAAUUUGCAUUGGAGUACACCAGGCUUUUUGAUUGUAACUGUUGCAUCUGCUAUAUUCCUAAAUGAGGGGACGUCAGUACCUUUUUGUGGUAGUCAUAACUGAAAGCGGUCAACAUUGAAAACUGCGCUAUACAGUUCCGUGUGCCAGCCAAUAUAAUUUGUUCUUAUGAUUGCAAGGAAGUUUCCACUGUUUGUGGUUGUAUUGUAUCAUGUUCACAUUUCAAAAGAAGAAUGCCAGACACAGGACAUGAGGUCAGCUCUGGAUCUCUGUGUUUGCACCCACUGCGGGUUUUCACACACCACAUGCCAGCUUUAAUUCUUAAUGCUCACUUAGGAACUAAUGAUGACGUUGAGGUUUUGGUACCGUUUACCUGAUGUGGAUAUGACAGAGUACUUGUGCUGAAUCCUUAAAUUGUAUACAGUGAAGCGGAAUUCCAAUAAAGGUUCAUGUACAAUACUUUUUAUUCUAUCUCUAUUCACAUAUCUCUAUAACAUUGUUUCAGCCUUUAUGGAACAUAGAUGUAAAUUUGCGCUAAUCAGGAAUGUGUUGUAUCCUUCUGCUUGUUGUGAAGUCAGUCUGUUUCUGGGGGAGUCAUUUGUUUCUCUGUGAAAAUGUCAGGCUAAAUUCACUCUGGAGCUCCAGUUUCAGAUAUAACCCCUUCACCACUUUGAGUUCUCAGUAUGCAGCCAUCAAGUGAAUGAAUGUGUACUGAUUAACCAGCCAGGUUUUUCUUUUUACUUACUAUUAAUUGAAAUAUAAAUGUUUUCACUGUUUUUUUUUCCUAAUGAAACUACUAUUGACCACAAGAUUGGAUUUGUCCAGUGAGCAAAGUGUUGGCUGUCAUGGUUUCAUAAUUUUUUUUAAAGAUGCCAUUAGCUUCAAAUGCUUAAUAUGCCUCUUUGCAAAUGUUUUAAACAGAUUGUAAAGAACUAAUCCCUUCUCUCUCUCUCUCUCUCUCUCUCUCUCUCUCGCUCAUAUACCACAAACCUUUCCUUAUUCUCUCCCUCAUUCCCUUUUAUUUUGCGCAAAAGCUUUACAUUGGAUUUGGGCCAUAAUAUAUAUUGAAAAGAACAAAUAAAUAGUUUUCUUUA
Molecule: messenger RNA, 6755 nt
Organism: Electrophorus electricus (electric eel)
Lineage: Eukaryota; Metazoa; Chordata; Actinopteri; Gymnotiformes; Gymnotidae
Gene: lnpep
Product: leucyl/cystinyl aminopeptidase
Biological process (GO): regulation of blood pressure; peptide catabolic process; proteolysis
Cellular component (GO): cytoplasm; plasma membrane
Molecular function (GO): peptide binding; metalloaminopeptidase activity; zinc ion binding
Source: RefSeq, a predicted model, not a curated record